Messenger RNA from Darwinula stevensoni, 988 nucleotides. Lineage: Eukaryota; Metazoa; Arthropoda; Ostracoda; Podocopida; Darwinulidae. The record is from the annotation of a GenBank genome assembly.
AGGAUUAAAAUCUAAGAAAACCUCAAGAUAUUAUGCAGAAGACUGUCUGACAUGGCAGUUGCUCGCCAUCACUAUGUGUUGGACUAUACAAGAUACUUGGGAAUCAGAAAGAAGAUUGAUUGGAGCAAGGGUGUUCUAGCACGACUUCCAGAACACUAUAAAAAAUUCUAUGAGGAAUGGAAACAUGGGCCUGAAAUCCCUGUGCAUUGGAAGCCUAAUGAAGUCCUAUUGUAUCGACAUGAGGAGACAGGUGAAAUCAAGAGGAGGGAGAACAUCCCUAUCCCAAUCACCUAUCCCAAGGAGCAUAACCAAGGUAUUUGGGGAGGAGAAGGUGUUGUGUAUGGUUACAAGAAGAAAGUUUACAGGAAGAGGAGAGUCCCACAUUGGUGGGCGCCCACACUCAUUCGCACUGUUGUUUACAGUGAGAUUCUGGACAAGCACAUGUCUCUUGUUACCUCUGCUGCAGACCUCAAGUCAGAACUAGCCCUGUCAAUCAAGCGGCUGUUGCUUUUAUCAAUUGCAAGGAAGAACUUGUAUCCAGAUGAUCCCAAAAAACAAAAGGAAGUAUAUGAUAAGUACCAGCAAUAUUCCAUCCCUGAGGAUGAAGCAGAUUGGUAUGGAUUGUCCCUUCAAUAUGCAUGCUUGAAGCAGGAAUAUCUAGAAGCUCAAGAGCAGCCAGAACCAUUAAAGCACAGGUUUCGAAGGGAGCUCAUCGAUCAACUCAUACACUCUGAAAAAAACAUGCAAGAAAUUCCAAAAUCAGAAAAAGGCUGGCUUGAGAGACUUCAAGAAUGGAAUCCUUUCCAGAACAAGUCCUGAAGACAGGUGACAUAGUAAUUCAAAGAAACCCAACUGUGGCAGUUCAAGAAGUGAGUUUUCAUUCUCAAAAACCCUGCAAAAAUAUAAUAACCAGGUAUCAUAUUGCACCAAAAGGGAGAGAUGAAAACUCCACAUGUUCUGAAGAGCUAUGCACCUCUGUCUUUCUAUC